GGCGGAGGGGCNCGAGGAGGAGGCUCCGGACGCUGCUCAGGAACCGGGGACCCGGGAGUGCCCGCGCCCUGAGCGCUCAGCUCCGGAGGCGUCAUGGCUGAGUACGGGACCCUCCUCCAGGACCUGACCAACAACAUCACCCUUGAAGAUCUGGAACAGCUCAAGUCAGCCUGCAAGGAGGACAUCCCCAGUGAGAAGAGCGAGGAGAUCACUACCGGCAGUGCCUGGUUUAGCUUUCUGGAGAGCCACAACAAGCUGGACAAAGAUAACCUCUCCUACAUUGAGCACAUCUUUGAGAUCUCCCGCCGUCCUGACCUACUCACUAUGGUGAUUGACUACAGAACCCGUGUGCUGAAGAUCUCUGAGGAGGAUGAGCUGGACACCAAGCUAACCCGUAUCCCCAGUGCCAAGAAGUACAAAGACAUUAUCCGGCAGCCCUCUGAGGAAGAGAUCAUCAAAUUGGCUCCCCCACCGAAGAAGGCCUGAGCAAGGGGGAGGAAGAGAAGGAAGGUUGGACCUUCAUCGGACCACUCCCUUCCCCGAUCCUCUAGGGGAGGGGGCAAGAGCAACCCCCCCCAUCUACUCAUUUACUAACCUGGUCCUAACCCCCUUACUGUGCGCGUGUG
Molecule: messenger RNA, 626 nt
Organism: Galeopterus variegatus (Sunda flying lemur)
Lineage: Eukaryota; Metazoa; Chordata; Mammalia; Dermoptera; Cynocephalidae
Gene: PEA15
Product: phosphoprotein enriched in astrocytes 15
Exons: 4
Coding region: 94-486 (130 amino acids)
Biological process (GO): negative regulation of extrinsic apoptotic signaling pathway via death domain receptors; MAPK cascade
Molecular function (GO): protein binding
Source: RefSeq, a predicted model, not a curated record